This is a messenger RNA of Caenorhabditis remanei, 897 nucleotides long. RefSeq lists its product as uncharacterized. Gene Ontology annotation, molecular function: acyltransferase activity, transferring groups other than amino-acyl groups. Lineage: Eukaryota; Metazoa; Nematoda; Chromadorea; Rhabditida; Rhabditidae. The record is from RefSeq and is a predicted model, not a curated record. The transcript is spliced from 6 exons. Bases 1 to 897 code for a protein of 298 amino acids.
AUGGAACUCGUUGUGAAUUCACCCGAUUCUCAACAAAUCUUUAAUCAACUCAUCAAUCUGUCCGCUGAAACUCACGGAUGGUCACAUCAACCGUAUGAUUACAAGUUCUAUUCGGAGAACUUUGAUGGGUACUGGCUAGUGGCAGUGGUGGAUAAGGAGAAAGACGCCUCUAGCAAUUUCGUAGCUGGUGGCUGUCUUGCCCGUUGGGAUGACGCCAACGGUCCUCCUCUCUUCUCCAUCGGUCUUUUCUACACAAACGAGAGAUAUCGUGGUCAAGGACAUGGAAAGCCGAUUUUUCAGAGAAUGAUGGAUAUUGUGGGCGAUGGGAAUUGUGUGUUGACAGCAGCUGUCGACAUGUCCCAAAAGUAUGCAGAUGUCUUCGGCUUCACAGAAAUGCCAUCUUACUGGCAUAUGGAGGCAGACGUGCAGCCAGGGAAGAACUUGAAAAAUGUUGACGAAAGCCUCCUAGACGCCUACGACUUGACUAUUUGUCCAAGAAAUCGGAAGAAACUUAUGAGAAUUUGGUUUGAGCAGGAUCAGGUUUAUACCAGGGUCGCUUUUGACAACACCAACCAAAAAAUAGUGGGGUACUGUACUAUCCGAGUUGUUAACUUGAAUCGCCUGUGCGCUGCUCCGUUCUACGCUGAAAAUGAGGAAGUGGCGACACGUCUUCUUGCCGACGUCAUCAGGGACAUUCCGGAUUUCGAGAAGUUUAAAAAUCUGAUUUUCUGGUACCCAGCGAUCAAUAAAAAUAUGGAGAGCCUGAUCAAUCGAUUCGUUGGUGCAGAUGGGUACAGUAUCAAAGUGGAUUUCCGUGUUCAAUUCACCAAGAAGCUUCUAGAAUCCAGAGAUGACGUCGUGUAUUCCGUGGCUUGCAGUACUCAUCAAUUUGUGUAA